Brassica oleracea var. oleracea is the source of this 991-nucleotide messenger RNA. RefSeq names its product ethylene-responsive transcription factor 2-like. Gene Ontology annotation, biological process: regulation of DNA-templated transcription; ethylene-activated signaling pathway. Gene Ontology annotation, molecular function: DNA binding; DNA-binding transcription factor activity. The transcript has a single exon. The record is from RefSeq and is a predicted model, not a curated record. Lineage: Eukaryota; Viridiplantae; Streptophyta; Magnoliopsida; Brassicales; Brassicaceae. The coding region runs from base 93 to 794 and encodes 233 amino acids.
UCUCCACCAUCGUUCCACUGAGAAAAAAAAUCAGACAUUUGACAAUUCAAUUAAAAAAAAGAAACAUAACAAAAAAACUCAUUUUCUCUGUAAUGAUGUACGGACAGAGCGAGGUAGAAUCCGACUACGCUUUGUUGGAGUCGAUACGACGUCACUUGCUAGGAGGAGAGGCCGAGUUGCGGUUCGCUGAGUCAAUACCGAGUUCUUGUUUCACAGAGAGCUGGGGAGACUUGCCGUUGAAAGAGAACGAUUCCGAAGAUAUGUUAGUCUACGGACUCCUUAACGACCCCUAUGACACGUCAUCGCCGUCGUCCGACUUGAGUUGUAUCACCGAAUUUGUAGACUUAGAAACGUCGUCGAAGCGCCCUAGCGAUUCUCCGGUGGCUAAAGCCGAACCGGCGGAGAGCUUCGCAGCGGCAACGGUGGAGAAACAGAAGGCGGCGACGGCGAAGGGGAAGCAUUACAGAGGGGUGAGACAGAGGCCGUGGGGGAAAUUCGCGGCGGAGAUUCGAGAUCCGGCGAAAAACGGAGCGAGGGUUUGGUUAGGGACGUUUGAGACGGCGGAGGACGCGGCGUUUGCUUACGAUAGAGCUGCUUUUAGGAUGCGUGGUUCCCGCGCUUUGUUGAAUUUCCCGUUGAGAGUUAAUUCCGGUGAGCCUGAUCCGGUGAGGAUCACGUCAAAGAGGUCUUAUACUUCGUCUUCAUCGUCUUCGUCAGAAAACAGGAAGCUGAAACGGAGGAGAAAAACAGAGAACGUACCGUCCGAGUUCCAGGUGAAAUGCGAGGUUGUGUAAGAGACACGUGUCAGUUACUUGUUGGUUUCGAAGCUUUAUGUGUGUUUUGUAGUAGAAAGUUUUGCUAUUAAAUUGUUGUGGCAGAUAGUAAAUUGUUCUUCAUGUAAAUUAUUUGAUAUGGAUUUUAUUUGUUUUUUAUUGGUCUCUCUUUCACUAUACAGAGCCAUUUCCAUUAAUAAAUUCGUACAUAAAUAUCA